Lepus europaeus (European hare) is the source of this 2002-nucleotide messenger RNA. RefSeq names its product glucosaminyl (N-acetyl) transferase 4 (gene GCNT4). The transcript is spliced from 2 exons. Bases 142 to 1491 code for a protein of 449 amino acids. The record is from RefSeq and is a predicted model, not a curated record. Gene Ontology annotation, cellular component: membrane. NCBI's taxonomy places the organism in Eukaryota, Metazoa, Chordata, Mammalia, Lagomorpha, Leporidae. Gene Ontology annotation, molecular function: acetylglucosaminyltransferase activity.
GCCAGUGCUGCCAGUGGCAGCUUAGCCCCCUACGCCACAGUGCUGGCCACCAUUACAGACUUUAUUAUGUUGCGGGAAAACUGAGAUGAGUCCAGGUUCAUGUCCUGGUGUCGGUGAUGAUUUACGAGACUGUACACAAGAAUGAAGGCACUCAGGUGUUGUCUUAAAUAUCCUCUCCAGCAUAAGGUUUUCAUCGUGUUUCUGACCCUGUGGCUGCUCUCCUUGGUGAAGUUGCUCAAUGUGGGGCGACUUCUCUUCCCCCCAGAAGGCCUGUACAUCGUUGAGUACUCCCUCAGUACCUCGCCUUUCGUAAGAAACAGGUACACCCAUGUUAAAGACACAGCCAGCUAUGAAGUUAACUGUUCAGCGAUCUAUGAACAGGAGCCUCUGGAGGUCGGCAAGAGCCUGGAAAUCCGAAGGAGACACAUUAUCGACCUGGAGGAUGAUGAUGUCGCCGCAAUGACGAGCGACUGUGACAUCUAUCACUCUCUGAGGAGCUACCAUCAGAAGCUCGUGUCAGGGGAGGAGCGACGCUUCCCAAUAGCCUACUCCUUGGUUGUGCACAAAGAUGCAAUCAUGGUUGAGAGACUUCUCCAUGCUAUAUAUGCCCAGCACAAUGUCUACUGUAUCCAUUACGACCUCAAGUCACCUAACGCCUUCCAAGUCGCCAUGAACAAUUUAGCGAAGUGCUUCUCCAAUGUCUUCAUUGCUUCCAGAUUAGAGGCCGUGCAGUAUGCUCACAUUUCCAGACUCCAAGCUGACUUAAAUUGCCUGUCAGACCUUCUCAAGUCUUCAGUUCAAUGGAAAUACGUUAUCAAUCUGUGUGGGCAAGAUUUCCCCCUGAAGUCAAAUUUCGAGUUAGUGUCAGAGUUGAAGAAACUCAAUGGAGCAAAUAUGUUAGAGACGGUCAGACCCCCGAACAGCAAAACGGAGAGGUUCACUUAUCACCAUGAGCUCAGGCAGCUGCCUCAUGACAGCGUGAGACUACCAGUGAGGACAAACGUCUCGAAGCAGGCGCCCCCGCACCACAUUGAGAUAUUUGUCGGCAGUGCCUACUUUGUUUUAAGCCAAGCAUUUGUGAAUUACGUUUUCAACAGCUCCCUCGUUACAGACUUCUUUGCCUGGUCUCGAGACACAUACUCGCCUGAUGAGCACUUUUGGGCGACCUUAGUUCGGGUACCAGGAGUACCUGGAGAGAUUUCCAGGUCAGCCCAGGACGUGUCUGACCUACAAAGCAAGACCCGCCUUGUCAAGUGGAAUUACUAUGAAGGAGUUUUCUACCCCAGUUGCACUGGAACUCACCUUCGAAGUGUGUGUAUUUAUGGAGCUGCAGAAUUAAGGUGGCUUAUAAAAGAUGGACAUUGGUUUGCUAAUAAAUUUGAUUCUAAGGUGGACCCUGUUUUGAUUAAGUGCUUGGCAGAAAAGCUGGAAGAACAACAGAGAGAGUGGAUCUCUUUGUCUUCAGAAAACCCCACAGUCACAUCUGUGUAGUAAGACCUGAUGGAAGUCGGAGGGUGUCCGAUAAGUGGAGUCAUGGGGGCUUGUACACCCAGCCAUCUGCCAGGCUGCCUGGGUGUGGUCCUCUCGGUUUGAAAGUGUUUAGGGGGUGAUCUGGUCUUGAUAGGGUGGCCAUUGGUUGCACUCUCUAGUGCUCAUCUCCCUUGUAAUCUCACUGAGCUAAAUCAGGGGUCCUAACUGGCCACUCAGUGUUCAGGUGAGUAUUGAGCCCCUGAUUGUAAGCAAGGCUGGUUUUCAGAAACCACGUGGGAGUUAAACCAGGUUGUGUGGUGAGUUGAGCACCAUCAAGAGCCUGUGGCUAGCCCUCAACACUCAGCACCUUCUCCAUGUGAGCAUCAGGGUUCUACUAAGAGUGCUUCUGGAGUUAAACCACCAUGUCAGAACACUGUUUAUGUACAGUGACCCUCACUCCAUUUGUAAUGAAGUCUCCUCGAUUUUUCCUGACCAUUUGAAUGUUAGGAGAGACUCUGUGGCCUCAGAAAAG